Molecule: messenger RNA, 1830 nt
Organism: Ceratina calcarata
Lineage: Eukaryota; Metazoa; Arthropoda; Insecta; Hymenoptera; Apidae
Product: zinc finger protein 76
Exons: 8
Coding region: 195-1691 (498 amino acids)
Biological process (GO): regulation of transcription by RNA polymerase II
Cellular component (GO): nucleus
Molecular function (GO): RNA polymerase II cis-regulatory region sequence-specific DNA binding; DNA-binding transcription factor activity, RNA polymerase II-specific
Source: RefSeq, a predicted model, not a curated record
GUAGUUUAUUAUAUACAACCGUACUGAUCGUACAGUCUGUGAUAUACGUUUGUCUCAUAUUAAAGCUAACCAUAAGUAUGCUAUAUACAGAUGCUUACCAGCGGACAGGAAUCUAAGACACAAAAUAAUGACGUGGAUCAUCGGCGAUCAUCGCGAAACGUUCUUUGUUCGCAGCUCUGGAUUUAUAGAGAAAUAUGUCGACGCAAGAUACAGAACUGCCAGAUCGUUUCGUGACUCAGGAUGUCGAGAUCAUGCCGAACGAGACCCAAAACAAUCGUACAGAUAUAUUGGAGUGUCUGUCAGUUUUGAUCAAUGAAAAUAACAGCGAGAAUGGCGAUAAAGAGGAACUAACGUUGAAUGAACAAUUGUUAGCAGGUGGCACGACUCUAACAGCUAUAACAUUGCCAGAUGGGACACAAGCAUUUGUUGCUAAUAACUUUAACGAUGCUGAUGAUUUAAAGAGACAAGGAACGGUAGAAUUAGAAAGUGGAGAUACGAUAUUCGUGAGAGAUGUAGCAGACUUCGCUGAAGGCAAACCACUGCACUUGGAACUAGAAGGAGGAAUGCUAGUACAAACUCGUGGUACCACCGUGGAAAAUGUUGAAUUUAUCGAUGGCGAUGCUUACAUGGUGGCCGGCCAGUUCGACGUUAGCAAAGAUUUAUGGGAGAUGGAAAAUGGCAAACUGAAGAAGAAGGACUCUGCGAUCUUAUUAAAUAAACUCUCUACAUCGAGAAUCAGGCAUCCCUGUCCAAGAGAAGGCUGUUCAAAGGUUUACAGCACGCCUCAUCAUCUCAAGGUUCACGAGCGAUCGCAUACCGGCCAACGGCCAUACAGAUGCACGCACCCUAAAUGUAAAAAGAGCUUCUCGACGGGAUACAGCUUGAAAGCGCACCUGCGUACACAUACGGGAGAAAAACCAUACAAAUGUCCAAAUGAAACUUGUGAUAAAGGUUUCAAGACAUCCGGAGAUUUACUGAAACACGUCCGAACGCAUACGGGAGAACGUCCCUUCGUAUGUCCGUUCGAUGGCUGCGGUCGUUCCUUCACUACGAGCAACAUCAGGAAGGUUCACGUUAGAACGCACACUGGCGAACGGCCAUACAAAUGUAUGCAACCUAAGUGCGGCAAAGCUUUCGCGAGCGCGACGAAUUACAAGAAUCACAUACGAAUACAUUCAGGCGAGAAACCGUAUGUCUGUUCCAUCGAGAAUUGCGGAAGGAGAUUCACGGAAUAUUCUAGUCUUUACAAGCAUCAUCUUGUUCACACGCAACAACGUCCGUUUGAAUGCAAAGUUUGCUCGAGGAGAUACAGGCAGAGCAGUACUCUCGUGAUGCACAAAAGAACUGCUCACGCGUUAGUCGACAACGACGAUGACAACGUCGAUGUUCUGUGCCAAGAGCCUACUCAAGAGUCGUCUAAUCGAUCUAAAGACAGGCGGAAAAUGAGUAUUAUGCGCGAUAAUGCUAGUCCUUCGUUAAAGAUUAUGGAAAAAGACGGCCAGAUUCAGAUUUCGAAAGCGAUCGACGAUUUGAACGAUAACGAAACACAGAUUCUACUGGUCGGCGAUCCUUCCCAAAUAGCUGCGUUACAGAAAAUCGAGUUGAACGGGGAAUUCGACGAGCCUGAAAUGGACGCUUCGUUCGAAGGACUAAAUAUAAAGAUCGAAGACAUAGGACUUGGCUGGAACUGAUGACUUUUAAUCAUGGGAUUCAACUAUACUAUAGGCCUAUCAGACACUGAAAAGCGUUUCUCAGUUACUCGUUACUUAGGACAAGAAUGUAUCAUCGCCAGAAUAUAAAUAAACUAGAUUGAAAUUUUUUAAUUCUAAA